Molecule: messenger RNA, 258 nt
Organism: Dioszegia hungarica
Lineage: Eukaryota; Fungi; Basidiomycota; Tremellomycetes; Tremellales; Bulleribasidiaceae
Product: synaptobrevin
Exons: 3
Biological process (GO): vesicle fusion; vesicle-mediated transport
Cellular component (GO): SNARE complex; plasma membrane
Molecular function (GO): SNAP receptor activity; syntaxin binding
Source: RefSeq, a predicted model, not a curated record
CAAGAUAUCCAGGCGCAGAUUGAUGACACCGUCGGGAUCAUGCACGAGAACAUAACCAAGGUUGCUGAACGUGGUGAACGUCUGGACGCGCUGCAGGACAAGACCGACACCCUCGCCGCCUCCGCCCAAGGUUUCCGCCGUGGCGCCAACCGCGUCCGCAAGCAAAUGUGGUGGAAGGACAUGCGAAUGCGGAUUGCUAUCGGUGUGGGAAUUGCCAUCUUGCUGAUAGUCAUCAUCGUGCCAAUCGUGCAGCAGUAA